GCCAGACCAACGCAGAACUCAAUCUCGUGGAGAUUAUCACGCGGCGAUGAAGGCGCUCCUCCUGCUUCUCUUGUCGCUCUCGGUGGCCUCGGCCGUCGACUCGUCCAUCUGCGCUGCGCCCAAGUGCCUCCUCGGCAACCAGCCCGGCAACUUCGCGGUCGGCGCCGUUGCGCUCGACUCGUCGCCAUGCUACCAGAACAACGGCAACGAGCUGCCGGGCUGCUACGCGUAUGACCUUGCUGGCAAAUGCCCGCCCUUUCGCGGUGUGAUCGACUGCGGCAAGGUGGCGACGCCGGCGCCCACGACGACGCCGCCGACAACGACUGCCGCAUCGACGACUACUUUAGACUCCGUGACGCCGCCGCCGUCGACGAAGGAUGGCGGUGGCGCUGGCAGCAGCACGGACAGCGGCGGCUCGUCCAGUAGCAACAAGAUUUGGCCGUACGUCGUCGGCGGAGGCGUCGCGCUGGUCGCGAUCGCCGUCCUUGUGAUUGUCAUGGUGAAAAAGUCGUCGCGUACGAACGAGGAAGACGACCUCGAUCCGGUCGAGUACGCCAAGCCAAUCCCGACGUCGUCGUCGGGCAACUUUAAGGACGGCAACAUCAACGGCGGCAUGCCCAACCCGCGCCCGGGCUACAACAACUCGUUCUUGCAGGCCGACGUCGAGAAGAGCUACCCCGCGCGGGCCAACCCGUCAUUCAACCAAGGUCCGACCGCGCGCCAGAACCCGUCCUUUCUAAACCAGCCGCGCGCGCAGCAAGGCUACGGCAACGCGUUCCCGCAGGCGCAGGUCGUCCCGCCCAUCUACUCGCAGCAGCAGCCGACGAGCAACAACAACUCGCUCGGGCCGCACGCCGCGCCGCCGCGCCGCGAGUCGCGCGACAUGGCGCCGCCAGGUGCUGACCACGCGCCGCCCAAAGAGCAGUUCUAUGUUCCCCAGGUCGAACUUCACUUUGGCGAGCACGAAGAGCCGUCCGGGCGAAGGGAAUCGUAUGAGUUUUAGGACCUCCGCUCCGUAGCGUCGUUCGUGGCGUCGUCUGCGUACAGCAUAAACACACCAUUUGUCUCUUGCC
Saprolegnia parasitica CBS 223.65 is the source of this 1073-nucleotide messenger RNA. RefSeq lists its product as hypothetical. NCBI's taxonomy places the organism in Eukaryota, Oomycota, Saprolegniomycetes, Saprolegniales, Saprolegniaceae. The transcript has 2 exons. The coding region runs from base 47 to 1003 and encodes 318 amino acids. The record is from RefSeq and is a predicted model, not a curated record.